AUGGCUAGCCAAAAUAGUAAUAUUUCCCCCAAAACCUUGGUCAUCAUAACCCUAAUAUCCCUUGGUUUCAACAACUAUUUCCUGCCAAUUCAUGCUGAAGAAACAGGCAAGGCCCUAAUUGAAUCAACCUGCAAAAAAACACAGUACCCUGAAGAAUGUAUCUCAGCUUUGGAAUCAGAUCCUGGCAGCUUCACUGCCAACUUAACUGGGUUAACUCGGAUUGCAGUGGAGAAAUCAGCUUCUAAACUUGUUGAAACCUUACACAUUGUUGACAUGUUGGUGCAGAAUGCGACGUCAGAUUAUCCAACAUGGGGGUCCCUUGUGUUGUGUCGAUAUUCUUAUAACACCAGUGUUCCUCAAAUCCAGGAAGGUCUACAGGCUUUUGAUCAGCUCAAGUUUGAGAAGUCGUAUAAAAGUGUUGAGGCUGUUAAGAAAGCUGUCAUUGACUGUGAUCAUCAGGGAGUGAAAAGCUUAACCCAAGUUAAUACAGCUUUGCUUAGGCUCAUCGAGGAUACCAUCAUGAUCUUGCAUCUUCUUUUCUAA
Molecule: messenger RNA, 543 nt
Organism: Gossypium raimondii (Peruvian cotton)
Lineage: Eukaryota; Viridiplantae; Streptophyta; Magnoliopsida; Malvales; Malvaceae
Product: cell wall / vacuolar inhibitor of fructosidase 2
Exons: 1
Coding region: 1-543 (180 amino acids)
Biological process (GO): negative regulation of catalytic activity
Molecular function (GO): pectinesterase inhibitor activity
Source: RefSeq, a predicted model, not a curated record